UCUAAACUGCACACAGCCCAGAGAGUGGAAAGUUUUUUUGUUGUUGUUUUUUUCAACUUUCCCAUGAACGUAUUUGACAGCUCGCUGUCCCUGUCCGUGCAGGAUCCCAGCAGAAACCCGGGCUGGGGCUGUGCUUCCUGUCUCAAAGGAGGCUUGCCAGGAGCACGAGGGAUUUACCAACCGCCACCUUUCACUCCCUGUCCCUUACCGUGUCCCGCCGAGGGCCAUGUGCAGUGGCAAGCUGCAGACAGGCUUGCUGGUGGCUGGCUACUUCAUCUACUUGCUGGUGGGCGCAGCCGUGUUCCAGGCGCUGGAGAGGACUGCCGAGAAGGAGCAGAAAAUGGCAGCUGCCCAGAUGAAGGAGGCUUUUCUGCAGAACUUCACCCACCUCACGGUGGCGGAGAUGGAGCAGUUUAUGAAGGCUAUGGCACGCUACGUCCUAAAACUGCUGGGGGCCAGAUCUUCUGUGUCUUUUUUGCUCUGUUUGGAAUCCCUCUGAAUAUUGUUUUUCUGCACCGUGUCGGUAAGAUGCUCUCACUGCUGUGUAAAAAGCUGGGGAAAUUCCUGUACGAGAAAGGAAUGAGAAAGAAGAAGAUCAAAUUUCUGACCCUUUUGUUCUUCCUGGUGACGGGGAUCCUAGUGUUUCUGUGUUUGCCAUCACUCUUCUUCCAGAUAACAGAGGGCUGGUCCUACAGUGAAGGAAUUUACUUUGCAUUUAUCACCCUCAGCACCAUUGGCUUUGGUGAUUAUGUAGUAGGAAAACAACCUAACAGGAAUUAUUUUUCCUACUACCGAACAGUGGUGGCCAUUUGGAUUCUUUUUGGUCUUGCCUGGAUUGCUCUCCUGUUUAAUUUAUUAACAACGAUACUGGAAGAUACUGAAAAAAUAAUUGCCAAGGAUCUCCAUCAAAUGGGAAAGGUGAAUAGAGACAGUGAAGCAAGUCAACAAAGAAGAUGUUGGCAUGCUCAGUUUAUUCCAGAAGAAGAACUACAACUACCACAUGCUGGAGGAGAAGCACAGAAGAUGGAGUCAUUAACAGCAGGCUCUGAACACCCAAAAAAAUGAAAAAAAAGUUUUUUCUUAUAGCAAAAAUAUUUCCACAACUUACGGGGAUUGAAUUCUUCAUUGGAGAUUUGCUAGUGCAUUAUUCUAAAGAAGUUCCCAUGGAAAUAACCUUUCUCCUGCCUUUUGCUGAGACAUGACCUUUCAGAACGCAAGAUUUCAAGUUACACAAACCCAGACUAUUAAUGGUAAGAAAUUUGCUCCUCAGUUUGCCCCCAGGUUGUGCUAACAACCUGACAAGUGCACUGGUUUUGCAAGGCUUCUUUAAGGUUCUUCCACAAAGACGCAGAGGUGGCGUGUGGUAGAGCUUGCUGGUUCUGUUUGGAUUUUGCUGCUUGCAAAAAAUCACGUCUGUUCUGAGAACUGACAUGCACAAGCUUUUCUGAGGCAUUGCAUAGCACCUUUGGAGAAAGAAAUAAAGGGAUAUAACUUAAUAAUGCCUAAUUUGAGCUGUCAUAUUGAAUAAGCCUGCAGGACUUGAAAGACACAUUUGAAAGGCAGGACCUGGGCUCAGUUAAGGGGCCCAAGAGGCAUCUAAUGGACAACGUUAAAAAAGGGUUAGCUGUGUUAGAAAUGGUUUAUUCUACCUCUUCCUGUUUUAUACAAAGAUGAAUAAAGCCAAUUUCACCUCC
Molecule: messenger RNA, 1694 nt
Organism: Struthio camelus australis
Lineage: Eukaryota; Metazoa; Chordata; Aves; Struthioniformes; Struthionidae
Product: potassium channel subfamily K member 16
Biological process (GO): stabilization of membrane potential; potassium ion transmembrane transport
Cellular component (GO): plasma membrane
Molecular function (GO): outward rectifier potassium channel activity; potassium ion leak channel activity
Source: RefSeq, a predicted model, not a curated record